Suillus clintonianus is the source of this 1395-nucleotide messenger RNA. Its product is annotated as P-loop containing nucleoside triphosphate hydrolase protein. Gene Ontology annotation, cellular component: cytoplasm. Gene Ontology annotation, molecular function: gluconokinase activity. Lineage: Eukaryota; Fungi; Basidiomycota; Agaricomycetes; Boletales; Suillaceae. The coding region runs from base 415 to 1098 and encodes 227 amino acids. The transcript is spliced from 3 exons. The record is from RefSeq and is a predicted model, not a curated record.
AGUCACUGUGACUCACGAGCAGUACAUGUCACAAAAAAAAAUUAAAACUCAAAGUUUGACUGCUUACAAGUCACUGGGUACAGCCGUUGCUGCGACAGUCGGUGUUCGCGCUAUACAGCAAGUGGUGUUGGUGUUUACCGUGGAAUAUCAUAUCGGUCCGCAAAUCCUUCCAAAGCCGUUGCAACUUGCAUUGAUCGAUUUAUCGUUCCGGCCCAGGAUCAAACACGUCUCCAAGUUACAUACUACAUAUAGUAGACUGCGUCUCCUCGCCGGCCAUCGUCAGUGAUCAUCUCGUCGUGGAACUACUUUUCCAGACGUCCGGUCAACCAAGGAACACAUCAAGGUGCACAAGUACACCGAGCUUAAGGCACUGGUUUUAGUCGUGACUGGCAACGCCAUCUAUCGUGAUUCAUCAUGUCUUCUACUGGUCAUCCGAAUGCGUACUCCGAGACGCCGUCAUAUACCGCAAAUGGAGGGGAAGAUCUUGCAAGUACUAGUGUUGCCGAUCGAGACUUGGGCGAUGCGAUUUUCUUGGUGGUGAUGGGCGUAUCUGGGACAGGCAAAUCUACUCUCGGCGCUGCGCUUUCAAAGGCUCUCCGUCUCCCGUUCAUCGACGGCGAUGACCUCCAUCCGCAAUCUAACGUAGACAAGAUGUCACGUGGAGAACCUCUUACGGACGCAGAUCGCGAGCCGUGGCUGGAGAUUAUCCGCAAGACGGCCGUCAGUAGUGUUUUGCCAAGUCCCGCGAGGGAUGAAGGCCAGGAGAAACCGGGGAUCAUCAUCGCGUGUUCGGCGCUGAAGGGGAGUUACCGGUCAGUGCUAAGGGGCGAAGCUUUAUCGGAAGCAGAGGGGUCGAAAUGCUCGGGAAAGCUUCCGACGUGGUUUGUUUAUAUGAAAGGUUCGCGGGAGGUGCUCAUGGACCGGAUGAUGAAACGUCAGGGGCAUUUCAUGAAGGCUGCGAUGUUGGAUAGUCAGUUGAAGACACUGGAAAGCCCUGAGAAUGAGGAGGGGGUGGUGACGGUGUCGAUAGAGUGGUCGACUGAGGACCAAGUGCGAGAGGUGGUGAGGGCUCUCGGGGAUGGGGGAGAAGGACAGUAGCGUGUGGCGUUGAAGUAUUGAUGAGUGUUUCUUUAAAUGAAAGCUCGCAAUGAAAAUAUUAGUUCUUGCAGGCUUUUUCCUUGAAAAGAAAGAAUGACUGCUUAAAAGCCUUCUUCGAGGUUUGACUGGGUUUCUCUCGUCUUGGACGAGCUCAGCACAAAGACGGACACUUUGAUGCAACUUACAUAUAUAGCAACAUGUGCCCUCCAAUCUCGAUGACCCGUUUACCGUUGAGCACGGAUAUGUGGUGGGUGUUCCGACUUCACAUGUAUCAUGAUUAGUACAUGAGCUUCAAAG